Molecule: messenger RNA, 1482 nt
Organism: Trichoplax adhaerens
Lineage: Eukaryota; Metazoa; Placozoa; Uniplacotomia; Trichoplacea; Trichoplacidae
Exons: 3
Biological process (GO): microtubule-based movement
Cellular component (GO): dynein complex
Molecular function (GO): ATP binding; dynein light intermediate chain binding; minus-end-directed microtubule motor activity
Source: RefSeq, a predicted model, not a curated record
AUGAUCUUUCCAUACAAAUUUCUAGUGCAUUCAACUGAUUAUGGCCUUAGUAUUGAUGAAAAUCUUGACGACGGUAAAAUAUUGUUAUUACCAAGUCAAAUUCAAAAAAUUAGUAAUCUGAUCUUAAUACUAUGCUAUCAGCGAGAUGUCGUGCAGAAUUUAAUAACUGCAGUUAAUAAGAUGGAAAGAAAACAUAAGGCUAUGAACUUGUUUGAAUGGUUAAUGCAAAUGAAAUACUACUGGUUUGAUCAAGAUCAAGAAUGUGUGAUUAAAUCACUGGAUGCAAAAUUUGAGUACGGUUUUGAAUAUCAGGGGAGUUAUACUCGCUGUGUUGUUAGUCCAUUGACAGAACGUUGUUUCGUAUGCUUAAAUCAAGCCAUUCACUAUCACCUUGGUGGACUUUGUCUAGGUCCUGCUGGUUGUGGUAAAAAGGAGACAAUUAGCCAAUUAACUAUUAUGCUUGGUAAACCAUUUUAUAACUUCAAUUGCACCUAUGCAAUUAAUCAUAACUUGAUGGUAGAUAUAUUUAAAGGCAUGGCAGGUACUGGUGCUUGGAUAUGUCUAAAUAAUAUCGAUAAUUUAGAUGUACACAUUCUAUCCUUAGCAUCUCAGCUUUUGUCAGCUAUUUUUUAUGCUUUGAAAACAAGAGAAGAAUUUAUCACGAUUGAGAACGAGACAAUCCACUUAGUUCCAACAGCAGCUUGCUUAUCAAUUUUAGUCGAUAAUCCUAAGGCUAACUAUAAUAAAUUGUCUUUACGCACUGGCUACUUCCCCAGCUCAACAUCGUCAACAGCGGCGCUACCUAAGUGCUUAUUGGACCUCUUUAGGCCUGUAACUUUGGUUAAUCCGGAUAUUAAACAAAUUACGGAAGUUUUAUUGACUACGCAUGGUUUCAAUUAUGCACCGCAGUUAACAAAGCAGUUGUUAGCUUUCAAAAACUUGACUGAGGAUUUCCUUCAUAUGCCUGCAAUGAUUAAAGAUACCGCUACAUAUGAAAUUUCGAAACCUUUCGCAAAGUCUAUUAAUUUAAUUGGUACGAUGACAGAAGAUGAACAGCGAAAAGCUGAAGAGGAAGCACUUGUAAUUGCCAUUAGAAAUAACUUUGUGCCCCGUUUAGUAGAGAAAGAUGGUAGCCUGUUCGCGAUGAUACUUACAGAUAUCUUUCCUGCAGUAGAUGUUCCAAUCAUUGUCGAUAACGAAAUUUCGGAAGCUAUAGCAGUUUCUCUUUCUAAAAAAUACCUUCAACCCGGUCCUAUUUUCACUUCACGUGUAUUACAAUUAGCCCAGUUAGUUUCAAUUCAUCGAUAUAUCUUAUUGGUUGGGCCAUCUGGUUGUGGUAAAUCGAAAAGUAUCCAAACAUUAUCAGGUGCCUAUUCUGAAAUGGGUAGAACAGUUAAUUUACAACCCAUCAAUGUACGCUCAAUAGCAAGGACGGCUUUUUUCGGACAAUUCGAUAGUAUUACUGAAGCAUGGAAAGAUGGC